AUGAGUCUUCUUAUGAUUAGUGAGAAUGUAAAGUUGGCUCGGGAAUACGCAUUGCUGGGAAACUAUGACACUGCAGUGGUCUAUUAUCAGGGAGUUCUUGAUCAAAUGAACAAGUAUCUAUACUCAGUCAAAGACACAUACCUCCAGCAGAAAUGGCAACAGGUUUGGCAGGAAAUAAAUGUGGAAGCUAAGCAUGUUAAGGAUAUCAUGAAAACACUAGAGAGCUUUCAGCUGGACAGCACUCCCUUGAAAACCACACAGCAUGAGCUUCCAGCUUCUGAGGGAGAAGUCUGGUCCUUGCCUGUACCUGUUGAACGGAGACCCUCACCAGGACCUAGAAAACGCCAGUCUCCUCAGUGCAGUGACCCUAAAACACACGGUAACCGCCCAAGUACAGCUGCCAGAGCUCACCGUCCAUCUGCCCAAAAUCUUCACAAUGACAGAGGGAAAACUGUUCGUUGUCGAGAAAAGAAAGAACAGAAUAAAGGAAGAGAGGAAAAGAACAAAUCACCUGCUGCAGUUACAGAACCAGAAACAGCUAAAUUUGAUAGUACAGGAUAUGAUAAGGACUUAGUAGAAGCUUUGGAAAGAGAUAUAAUUUCUCAGAAUCCCAAUAUUCGAUGGGAUGAUAUCGCAGAUUUACUAGAAGCCAAAAAGUUGCUGAAGGAAGCUGUGGUUUUGCCUAUGUGGAUGCCAGAAUUCUUUAAAGGCAUUAGGAGACCAUGGAAAGGAGUGCUGAUGGUUGGCCCACCUGGCACAGGAAAGACCCUCCUUGCUAAAGCAGUAGCUACAGAAUGCAAGACAACAUUCUUCAAUGUCUCCUCAUCAACUCUUACUUCCAAAUACAGAGGAGAGUCUGAGAAGCUGGUUCGUCUUCUAUUCGAAAUGGCUCGAUUUUAUUCUCCAGCCACCAUAUUUAUUGAUGAGAUAGAUUCCAUUUGUAGUCGCAGAGGGACUUCUGAAGAGCACGAAGCAAGCAGAAGGGUGAAAGCCGAGCUGCUGGUUCAGAUGGAUGGUGUUGGAGGUGCUUCUGAAAAUGACGACCCUUCCAAAAUGGUUAUGGUUCUGGCAGCUACUAAUUUUCCUUGGGAUAUUGAUGAGGCUUUAAGACGACGUCUUGAAAAAAGAAUCUAUAUUCCAUUACCAUCAGCAAAAGGCAGAGAGGAGCUAUUACGGAUAAGUCUACGAGAGCUGGAGUUGGCUAACGAUGUUGACCUUGCAAGUAUAGCAGAAAACAUGGAAGGUUAUUCAGGUGCAGACAUUACCAACGUGUGCAGGGAUGCAUCUUUGAUGGCAAUGAGAAGGCGUAUUGAGGGUUUGACCCCAGAAGAAAUCCGAAAUCUUUCAAGAGAAGAAAUGCACAUGCCUACAACUAUGGAGGAUUUUGAAAUGGCUUUAAAAAAGGUUUCUAAAUCAGUAUCUGCUGCAGACAUUGAAAGAUACGAGAAAUGGAUAUUUGAGUUUGGAUCAUGCUAAAUUUUCACAUGUAAACUGUGAGGAAACCUGCCUUAAGUAUUUGAAUAAUAAUUAAAUGUAGUAUUUCAUUACA
Loxodonta africana (African savanna elephant) is the source of this 1549-nucleotide messenger RNA. RefSeq names its product katanin catalytic subunit A1 (gene KATNA1). The record is from RefSeq and is a predicted model, not a curated record. Gene Ontology annotation, biological process: microtubule severing. The coding region runs from base 1 to 1476 and encodes 491 amino acids. Gene Ontology annotation, cellular component: microtubule cytoskeleton. The transcript is spliced from 10 exons. Gene Ontology annotation, molecular function: ATP hydrolysis activity; ATP binding; microtubule binding. NCBI's taxonomy places the organism in Eukaryota, Metazoa, Chordata, Mammalia, Proboscidea, Elephantidae.